ACCAAUGAAACCCUCUUGAGAAACGAGUCGUUAGCCGGUCAUUGCAUCAGCCACCCCAUACAUUCCCUAGACUGGCCUCCGUAUAACCUCUCCACCCUCUUCCUCUUCCCCACCCAAGCAUCAGUGUGAGUAAGUGUUAUGUGUAGCCGUGGAGAGGCCGAACGGCGACUGUGCCUUCCCUGCAGGUGUUCACUGAGGCAGCGCAAUGCAGUGGAAAGAUCAUGAGUUCUGGGGUCAGACGGGCCUGGGUUUCAAUCCCAGCUCGGGCAUCUCAACACCUUGGGCAAGUCACAUUACCUCUCUGCUUCAUCCUCGGUUUCCUCAUCUGUGAAAUGGGCAUAAAGAAGCCUCCUAACUUUACCGUGGAGGAGACUAAGUACGAUACCAGAGGCAAAGCCCCCGGCACGUGGCAGAGCCCCGUUAAAAGUGGGGGCUUCUCGCCAUGGGGAAAGGGAAGAGGUAGGAGACGAUGCAGGGUCGGUGCCGGCAGGAGUGGGCAACAGACGGGGACGCCGGCGCUGGGAGGAAGGGGGCGAGGGGCGCCGUGCCAGCCUCCGCGCCCCUCGUGGUGCCAGAACCCGGCGGGCAGCGAGCCGGGCUCGGAGGAGGAUACUCCGGGCCCUCGCCUGCAGGCGGCUCCGGGAGGGCCAGGUCUUCCGGCACCGCCCCGGCCUCCCGCCCUCCCUCAUCCCCUCACUUACCGGCCCAGCCGGGCCCUUCAGCACCGCCGGCUCAGCCACGGACGGCCUCCUGGGCGUCCUUGGAAACUCCUUCCGGCCGGAACCUCUUCCGGCCAGGCUGCACCCUCAUUGGCUGUUCGCGCGGGGGCAGGACGGAGGCCGCGGGUGAUUGGUUGGAGGCCCCGGCACCAGCGGAACGCGACUGGGCUGCGGUGUGCCGGCGGGACUGCCUCCGGGAGGACCGAGCGCUUCCGGUAGUUUGUCCUCCAACGAUAGCAAGAAACUGUGUCUUCAAUGGCCUCAUUGGUGGCUUAUGAUGACUCAGAGUCAGAGGCUGAGACUGAACCUGCGGAAAGUUUUAAUGCUGCCGGCCAGGUGAAGGACACCUCUGAUGUGGUCAAACCUUGUGGGCAGGAUUUUGCAUCAGAGGCCCCAGGUGUGACAGAAGGGGCAGCACUGCCCACAAAGCACGGUUCUCAUGAAGACCCAGCUGGCCAUCGUCUCCCCCUGGUUAGGCUCUGGAGAAGUGACCCAGGAUCUUGCCCCAGCCAGAGGCUACAGUGGCCCAGAACAGAGCCUGAAGCCACCUUCCCCACAGGCAAGCCUCCUCGACCUUCCCUGUGGACCAGCCACGUUCCAGCUGGCCAUGUGCCCCUGGCAGCUGCCCGCUUUAAGCAGGUGAAACUCUCCUGGGGAACUUACGACUCCCCCAAGCCAUCGUCCUGUGCCCAAACCAAAUCUGAAACCCCAGGUAAAAAUGGCAAUUCUCUUCAGAGGAAAAGGUGUGAGGACUGUGUCGUGCCCUACACCCCCAAAAGAUUAAGACAGUCGCAGGCAUUAAGCACAGAAACAGGCGAGAGUAAAGAUAUGGAGGCACAGGGUCCCUCUGUGGGGCGUGCCCCGGCCCCUCUCUGUGUGGCCCCCAGAGUGUCCGAGUUUAUUGAGCCAUACUUGGACAGUCCGUAUCGAGAAACCACGAUUCCCAGGAAAGUGCUUUUCCACCUGAGAAGCCACAGGGGCCCCGUCAACAGCAUUCAGUGGUGUCCAGUCUUCGCCAAGAGUCACAUGCUUCUCUCAGCUUCCAUGGAUAAAACCUUCAAGGUGUGGAAUGCUGUGGACUCAGGCCGCUGCCUGCAGACCUACUGCCUGCACAGUGAGGCGGUGCGGGCCGCCCGGUGGUCUCCCUGUGGCCGGCGCAUCCUCAGCGGGGGCUUCGACUUCGCCCUACACCUCACGGACCUUGAAACAGGAACCCAGCUCUUCAGCGGUCAGAGUGACUUUAGAAUCACUACUUUGAAAUUUCACCCGAAAGACCACAGCCUUUUUGUGUGUGGAGGCUUCAACCCCGAAGUCAAAGCUUGGGAUAUAAGGACCGGCAAGGUGGUGAGAAGCUACAAGGCAACCAUCCAGCAGACCUUGGACAUCCUCUUCCUCCAGGAAGGCUCUGAGUUUCUGAGCAGCACGGACGCUUCGAGCCGGGACUCUGCUGACCGCACCAUUAUUGCCUGGGAUUUCCGGAGCUCUGCCAAAAUCUCCAACCAGAUUUUCCACGGCGCACUGCUUCUGGAGGCUCGGGGGGAGUCUGCCCCCUCUUCCUCACGCUGGCCUCUUCAGACCCCUGCCACUGUAUCUGUGAGUGUGAUCGGCCGCCUCCCUUUACAAGGACACACGAGAGAUACACCUGCCCCAGCCUCGCCUCGCAUCCGCGGGAGCCCGUGUUCCUGGCACAGACCAACGGCAACUACCUGGCCCUCUUUUCCGCCGUGUGGCCCUACCGGAUGAGCAGAAGGCGGCGCUACGAAGGACACAAGGUAGAAGGCUACUCAGUGGGCUGCGAGUGCUCCCCAGACGGUGACCUGCUGGUGACGGGCAGUGCCGACGGCCGAGUCCUGCUGUAC
Lynx canadensis (Canada lynx) is the source of this 2578-nucleotide messenger RNA. It is a transcript of the gene WDR25, whose product is annotated as WD repeat domain 25. Bases 975 to 2462 code for a protein of 495 amino acids. The transcript is spliced from 8 exons. Gene Ontology annotation, molecular function: protein binding. NCBI's taxonomy places the organism in Eukaryota, Metazoa, Chordata, Mammalia, Carnivora, Felidae. The record is from RefSeq and is a predicted model, not a curated record.